GAGAGUGAGAGGGCUGGGAGACUCACACAGAGAGUGAGAGACUGCUGGGAGACAUGGGAAGAGAGGGCUGCAGAGAGACAUCUUAGUGGGCAUUACCAGCUGUGUGUGAGAGACUCCAGCACAAAGUUAGACGGUCAGUCUGUGCUCCUUCCCACUAUUUACCUCCUCAGUGUUUCUAUUUAUUGGGACUCAGAGCUGAGUGAGGGGACUGUUAGAGCAACUCCUGGAAUUUGGGGGAUUCUGUGCUGGUCCCCUAGGAGUCCCCCCUUCUCUAGUUAUCUAGGCAGACACAGGGGACAUGAGCUGGACAUAGCAUAUGAGAGACCACUAAUUCUCACCCACGAUUUGCAGACCGAGGCUGGUGCCCUUGGCACUGCUCAUCUUGGGAUUUGGGGGGGUUCCAGGCUGCAAUGCGACUGUCCAUGUUACUGUCAUUGCUCCGGCCUGCGGGCCCCGUGGUGGUGGGCAUUUCUCUGGGCUUUACACUCAGCCUGUUGAGUAUAACAUGGGUAGAUGAACCAUGUGGGAGUAUAUUAAGGCUCCCUGGGGGGUCAGGGUUAGCUUCAGACCCCAUACACGAUAGGAGCAAUGUUAAUUCAGCCAGAAAACCGAACUCUGUUCCAGCUGGAAUGGAGAACGGCGAAAAUUUUGAACCCAGAAUCAUUCCUUACAAGCCACCGGACCCCCGCAAAGUGCAGGAGAAACCCAAUCGAUCUCGAUACAUAAGCACAGAACUUGGAAUCAGAGAUCGUCUCUUUGUUGGGGUCCUCACAUCAAAGACCACCCUCAACACUCUUGCAGUUGCAGUAAAUAAGACUCUUGGUCAUCGGCUAGAGAAGCUAGUCUAUUUCACGGGCAUGCGAGGACGGAAGCUUCCACAUGGCAUGUCGGUGGUUACCCAUGGAGACGACAGGCCGAUCUGGAACAUGUAUCAGACAGUUAAGCAUCUGUUGGAUCACUACGUUCAAGAAUAUGACUGGUUUUACCUGGUACAGGAUGAUACUUAUACAGAAGCUCAUCGGAUUUCCCGUCUGGCAGCACACCUCAGCAUAGAUUCUGACCUUUACUUGGGUAGACCAGAGGAAUUCAUUGGAGGGGAUACGGAAGGGAGAUACUGCUACGGAGGCUUUGGUUAUCUGCUCUCCAGAAGCCUUCUGCGGAAGUUGCAGCCACACUUGGAAAACUGUCGCAAUGAUAUCCUGAGCGCGAGACCUGAUGAGUGGCUUGGGAGGUGUAUCAUCGAUUACACGCAUGUGAACUGUGUGGAGGAACAUGAGGGAAUAAGAUACCGUUAUUUCGAGUUGGGUAAGAAUGUGGACCCCGAGAGAGAGAAUAACCCCAUGUUUAAGAAUGCCUUUACGGCUCACCCAGUGCUGGAUCCUGUGCAGAUGUAUCGUCUUCACAAACACUUCGCCCAUCUAGAGUUGGAACGAACUUACCUAGAAAUCGAGCAGCUACAGAGGGAGAUUCAAAAUGCCAGCAGCCAGUCCAUUGAUGAGGAGAAAUCCGCAGUCUGGCCACUAGGAAUCCACCCUCCUUUCAAACCACAGACUCGUUUUGAGGUCUUACGGUAUGAUUACUUCACAGAGGACCAAACGUUUUCAUGUGCUGACAGCUCCCCCAAGUGUGAACUGAUUGGAGCUGAUCUUGCUGAUGUAUCUGAUGUUAUCAGCACCGCCGUUGAUGAACUGAAUCGCAAGUACCAGCCUGUGCUUCAUGUGCGCAAACAGCAGCUCCUGAAUGGCUACCGACGCUUCGACCCCACGCGUGGUAUGGAAUAUACAUUAGAUCUCCAGCUAGAACUGGUAACUCAAAAGGGCCAUAGCCGCUCCAUAACCAAGAGGGUACACCUUGUGCGUCCUCUGAGUGAGGUGGAAAUCAUUCCAAUGCCAUAUGUAACGGAAGCAAGUCGAAUCAACAUCAUUCUCCCUCUGACUGCCCAAGACAGAGAAUAUGCCUCUCGUUUCCUCCAAGCAUUCAUUGAUAUUCAAGGCAACGAAAACUCUCUUCUUACGCUCCUUUUUAUCUAUGAUCCUUUCCAGGCUCAGCAGGUUAGCCAAAAUGACAUUUUCAGCCAAGUAAAGAGUCAGAUUGCUGAAUAUGAGCGCAAGUACCACGACCUAAAGAUCCCAUGGAUCAGCGUUAAGACUGAUGCACCUUCCCAAAUCCGACUUAUGGACAUUAUCUCCAAAAAGCAUCCGGUGGACACAUUAUUCUUCCUUGCCGGGGUGGGUAGCCAUGUUAACACAGACUUCCUGAAUCGAUGCCGCAUGAAUACGAUCAACAACUGGCAGGUAUUUUUCCCCAUACACUUCCAAGGUUAUAAUCCUGAGGUAUCGGAGCAUGGACAGCAGUCCCCUCCAGCCACUCUGGAGUUGGUGAAAGAUGCUGGCCGCUUUGACAGAGAUGUUUUUGAGGAGGCCUGCUUCUACAACGCAGACUACAUGGCAGCCCGAACAAAGAUGGCAGCAGAUGCACAGGAAAACGAGGAAAUCUUGGAAAUGCUCGACAUCUAUGAGAUGUUUAUCCGCUACUCAGGACUACACGUCUUCCGAGCAAUAGAGCCUGCACUUCUGCAGCAUUAUCGUUCUCGGGCGUGUAACCCUCGACUGAGUGAGGAGAUUUACCACCGCUGUGUGCAGAGCAACCUAGAAGGAUUGGGCUCACGCUCCCAGCUUGCUGUGCUGCUUUUUGAGCAGGAGCAGGGAAAUAGCACUUGACCGAAACUUCCUCAGUCCCAGCUUGGUGAUGGAGACCUUAAGACAUUCCUAAACAUAUCAGUAUGUUGCUAUGGACUAAUGGGACUUCAAUAAGCCCUUUCAAAAUAGCCAGUGCUCCAGCACAUGUGAUUUACAUGAAGCUCUAUAAACUGGGAAAUUUUAAAUCUGACGUGAGGGAACAUUCCCUCCAAUAGUGACUGCCUGCAGCAUUGCAAUUCUUUUAUGUCUGUGUAUUGUAUUGUGUGUUUGAAUCUGGCGUAGCCCUGUACUGUGUGAAAAUGUUGACUACGGUACUUGCUGUUUUUUUUUGUUUUUUUUAUCUACACAUCAGAUUUAUGACCAGUGAUGACUUAUGUAAUAUGCCAAAGGAUUCAGGGUCAAAGUUGUAGGGAUAUAUCUAUCACAUUUUAUUUAUUUUGUUUUUGGUCGGGGGUCACAUUAUUUCCUUUUUCUUUAAAUUGGUUAUCAUGCAAUGUAGCCUAUUUAGUCUCAGUGUCUAGUAAUGUCACUUUGAUUCCCUUCUCUUGUUUUUCCUUAUUUUUUGUCACUGUUCCCCAUGUGCAGGUUACAUUGUGCUUAAAGGUCAAAUCUGUACCUUGUGCUUGUUGCUUUUCCAUUGAGAACAAAAGUGCAAUGCACUCCCUGUGCAGGAAGCAAAUGUAAAAUGGUAUGUCCGGAAUCUGAGUCCAGGUCCACAAAUUAUCACACCUUUACACUCCAGGUAUCCAGAUUAGACAAAAACGGCACUGCCAAUCAUGUACAAACUAAAUUAUGUCACUCCAAUAAUGUGUUAAUUUAUAUCACCAGUAAAAUAACUCCAUGGAAGGGACUCCAGCUAAUAUUACUCAAAGCAUAAUUUUGAACUGGGUAAUAAAAUCUAGAACCCAGAAGCUAGCAAUAAGUUAAGUGUAUUUUUCUGGUUUAAUAAGUUAUAACUGUUUUUGGGAGGUAUACAAAAUGUGGAUAAUUACGUCAUGCAUUUAAUCUGUAUUCAGUGUGUCUGCGCAGAAAAGGUACUUUAUGGUUUGUUAGUUUUGUUUUUAAAGACCGAGCGCUGUUAACCUUUUCUUCUUCAACAGACCACUCUGCGUCGGUGGUUCUGAAGCAAGAAGUGACAUUCAUUGUACGGUCCUUUAACCUGUUUGGGUGGCAGAGAAUUGUGCAAUACCUUUUCAGAGCAAUGCAACGUCCCACCGUAUCUGGAGCCCACUACCAGAUUUUCUCUCUUUUUUUUUUUAGGAGUGUGAGCGCAUGUCGUACUGCUAACUUGUUCUGUUGUCAAACUUGAAUUUUUAUUUUUUUAUUGACCAUUUCCAUUACCUGUUUAUAAUCUCUUCAAUGGCUGAGACUCGCGGCAGUAUCCAGCUUUCUAGGGUAGAUAUUGCGGUUCUCUGUACCAAUGCAGAGGUUAAUACUAAACAAGUUGUAUGGAUUUCACACUGGGGAUGGGAGGAGGUGCAUUAACUUAAAAAAUGAAGUAUCUUUUUGUAUGAUUAAUCUGUAAACACCACCGGCGCCUCUUGAAAGCAAUCAUUUUUAUAUUAUAGAUCUAUUUAAUUUUUUUUUUUGUCAUUUGAUUUUAAAUAUUCUACUUUAAUAAAAAUGCAAGAAACCUG
Pelobates fuscus (common spadefoot toad) is the source of this 4336-nucleotide messenger RNA. It is a transcript of the gene CHPF, whose product is annotated as chondroitin polymerizing factor. Gene Ontology annotation, molecular function: glucuronosyl-N-acetylgalactosaminyl-proteoglycan 4-beta-N-acetylgalactosaminyltransferase activity. The transcript has 4 exons. Bases 411 to 2720 code for a protein of 769 amino acids. The record is from RefSeq and is a predicted model, not a curated record. Gene Ontology annotation, cellular component: Golgi cisterna membrane. NCBI's taxonomy places the organism in Eukaryota, Metazoa, Chordata, Amphibia, Anura, Pelobatidae.